AAUGAAUUCUGAAGUCUAAGACAUUAUAGAUUUAUAUUAGUAGAUAGUUUCUAAUUUAGAUUAGGAUCCAUAACGAGAUGUUACUAUGUAUUUUAUAAUUUGAAAGUAUAAUAGUGAGUAACUAAAAAAUGAAAGAAAUUAUUGCACAAUAUUUAGAAUCAUGUUUCCAUUUUUAGAGAAGGAAAUUGAUAAUAUUCAAAAAGAAAGAAAUCCAACAGGUGAGAAAUUGUAAGGACUAAUCGAAUUUUUAGUAAAUCAUCUUGAAAAUAUAAAUAGUCUUAUCCAGUUUUAACAAUGGAUUUAUCGCAUAUAAGUGGUCAUUCUAUUGCAUAAGGAGAUUUGAGGCAUCUUUAUAACUUUUUAUAAAUUUUACUUGAACUAUCAAAGCUUUAUAAGGAUUAAGUUUAAAAUACAAGAUCAAAUUCAACAAGCUAAUAAAACAAUAUAACUCCUCCAGAAUAAUAACUUGGUAAAUAAUUUUCACUAAUUUAGAUUAUUUUAAAGAUAAUGAUGAUAAUGAGCAAUCAUCUUAAGGGGAUGGUGAAAAUUAGUAAACUGAUAAAAUUGAAAGGAAAGGAUCCUAAUAACAUUUGAAAAAUGAGGCAAAUGUAAAUAAGAAUGCUGUUACUCAAAAUUAACUAUCUAAAAAUCAAAGAAAAUCUUCAGCUAGAAAAUAGGAUUAGAAAAAAGUACUUAAUUCAAAGGGAAAUCAGUUAAAAGCAAUUAGAAAUAAUUUGUUACCUGUAACCUAACUCUAAUAGAGAAUUAUAACAUAAGAUCCAAAUAUAGCUUUAAAAUUCAAAAAUUAAUAAUAGUAGCAAUAAAAGAAAACAUUAAAAAAAUAAUAACAUUCUUAAUCUCCUUAAGAGGAAGAAUAAUUAGAUUAAAUGGAUUUCGAAGAUAUUAGUGAUAUAGAUUAUGAUUUCUUGGAAAAAUAUGAUGAAGAAGAAAUUAAUCAAUUAGAAGAUGAUGAUCCAACAAAAAUAAAAUAUAAUAGAGAACUAUAAAAGGAUGAUAUUAGAAAAUUAUUAUAAGAAAAAAUGAAAGAAGGAGAAGAAUUAGGGGAAUAACCAGAAAUUGAUGAUUUUAUAGAUUUUUAAAUUAAAGUCAUUAAAAAAUCAUUAGGUAAUAUGAAAAAUUUACCUCCAAGCGAUGAAAAAGAAACUAUUGAAAACAUCAUAAAAAAUAGAAAUUAAUAUAAAGAAUUUUUAAAAGAUUAUCUUAAAACUUAUUAAUAAAAAUAAUAGAAACAAGAAUCAUAAUAAAAUAAAUCAAUACAAAAUUAAAAGUAACUUACUAAAAUGAAUCAAAAAAAGAAAGAUGAUUUAAAAAAAGAAUUUGAAAAUGAGCAUUUGUCAAUGUAUUAUAAAUUAAGAGAUGAAAAAUUAAAUUAUUUAAGAAAAAUGUAAUAUUUUAUUAAAUUCUCAUAGUCAUCGAAUCAUCUUUGAAUUAGAAAAAAGAAAGAUUAUAGAUGAGAAAAAGGAUCAUCUAUAAAUGAGAAGAUAAUAAAAUAUAAUUACUAGAAAUGCACUAUCAUCUGUUGAAAAUGCUUAUAAUGAUAAAAUUACUAUGCUAAAAGAAAAAUUAUAAAAUGAGCGAAAAGAAAGACAUGUUGCAGGAGUUGCUUAGAAAUAAGUAAGUUAAUUUUUUAUUUGAAAGAUUCUCUCUAAAUUAGAAAAAGAGUUAAAAGAUGAAAAAAUUAAAUAAAUUUAAGAACUGAAAGAUAUAUGGAGAUAAGAAAAAGAAAGAUUCGAUUAUUUAAUGAAAGAUGAUGGGGAAUUAGAAAAAAGAAUUCUAUAAAUUUAUAAAAAAUAUUGAG
Messenger RNA from Paramecium pentaurelia, 1819 nucleotides. The record is from the annotation of a GenBank genome assembly. NCBI's taxonomy places the organism in Eukaryota, Ciliophora, Oligohymenophorea, Peniculida, Parameciidae.